Molecule: messenger RNA, 1359 nt
Organism: Cylindrotheca closterium
Lineage: Eukaryota; Bacillariophyta; Bacillariophyceae; Bacillariales; Bacillariaceae
Source: the annotation of a GenBank genome assembly
AUGUCUCGAAAAGACAGUAGCUUGAGGGGUAGCAACCAUAGCACCACCAGGCGAAGCUUUGACUUGCUAAGUCCUCGCAACAACCGAAUCGGCAGUAAAAACAAGCUUAGCCGCAAAUGGCGUAGCGAGCACAUACGAAGAAAGAGUCGAGAAGAGGAUUUUGAUGAUGACAGCGUCAGCUCCUCCUCAUGUUCGUUUGGUUGCGAUGACUACUACUGUCAACUAUCAUCCAAGAAUGUGAACUUGACGGCGACGACGACAACGACGAAGCCAAGCAGUAUGAUUACCUUGCCUCCCAGCCCACCAGAAGGCACAGCCAUGUUCAGCAACGAGUCUUUCAAGAUGAUAUACUUGAGUUGGGAUGUCAUUACUAACAUGGCUCAAGGGAAGCAACAAAUUGGGGAAAAGCUAUUCGAGUUGCUCUCAGAUGAAGAAGUCCCAAUAGCUCGCUGGUUUGUCGGAGACAAGACGGCACAUCGGACAUCCUUUGUCGACAUGAUCGAUAUGCUUGUCAGCAUGCUAUCACCGACAGAUCUGGAUUUGGUAUCCGACGAAUUGAAGUCGUUGGGCAAGAGGCACGCACAAUACAACGAGGAACUCCUCCAAGUCUUUCUUCCUAGUUUGUUCCAACAUUUGACGGAUGCCUUUUGCAAGGCCCUCAAGCAUUGCGUCCACGGACAUUUGUUUGGACCACAACCACAACAGCAAGAAGUAGACAAUAAUGAGAAGGAGGAGGAGGAGGCAUCAUCACCGCCAUCAAAUUCAAGAAAAAUGUUGGCACGCAAUUCCAGCCAACACGACCUCUUCAACGACGACUCGACGGAUGAGUUGGAGGGCAAACGACCUAGCAACUGGAAAAUGGUGGAACAUGCUUGGCAAGAUCUCUUUUGGUACAUUCGCUGUCAAAUGGAGGAGGGUGCCAUGGGGGAAUACCAGCAUCAGCAGCAACAAUUUCAAGAAGACUCUACUAGCAACAAGGAGUACAGUGUGGUAUUGAAAAGUGAAGAUGACGCUGCUGAAGAGAGUUCCUCAAAAUGUCCCAAGCCCUGGUCAUUCAGCUCCAGGUCGACGAGAAGGACAUCAAUGUCAAGUUUCAAUAGCGCUACAUCCAAUAUUUCCAACGACAGCGCAGCUACACCAAGUAGUGGAAGCGAUGCGUCUGGUAGUCAAAAGAACAAGAAGAAAAAGACCAAGGCUAUCCGCGGUCUCCCGAAGAAGCUACGAUUGCUUCGACUGAAUAGUAUGUCUACCGACUUGGGGUUCUCCUCGAAUCACCCCUCCUCCUCUAAAACGAAGCCAAAGGACCGCGGAAUGAAAAUGAAACGCCGGGCUUCCAUGUCAUCGAUCCCAACAUUUUAG